GUCACUCUGCCGUUUUUCCAAACAAAAUUCUUAGCGGUUUUGAAGGCGAAGCGAAUAAGAACGGAAGAGAAACAAGCGGAAAAUAGCGCGUCUCCGCGAAUGACGCAGACUGGAAGCUUCCACUCGAAUGACAAUCGGUUCGGCUAAAUAAUAUUCAACAAUAGCGGUGCUCUUACGAAUUCCCGUUGCCACGAGCAGUGUGCAUUGCAAACACAACAACAAUUGCGGUCAGGAAACGCAACAACAACAACAACCGGGAGAAGUGCCGUUUGUUAUUGGCGCAUAAAAAAGAAUCGCAAUUUGGCCCCUGAAUAGUUUCUCAAAAGCCAGCCAUGUCCGACGCGGCCAAGUCCAACAACAAUGCGUCCGCCGAUGCACCUGAUCCGGCCACUUCCGUAGCUCCCGCUGAAGGAGCUGAGGAGAGCAGCGCAGCUACUCCGACCACUCCACGGGGCAAUCACAACAACAAUAUCAGCUCCAACGGCAAGAGCAAGAACAAACUGAAGUCGACGCAGAACAGCAGCGGUGGCGGCAGCAUAGACAAGCUAUCGCCGGACCAGGACAUCUUCAUCAACGCCGCCGACGGCCUACCCAAUCAGCAUCCGACGCUUCCCAAGGAGGGGGACGUCGACAGCGACACAGAGCCGGAGGUGGACGCCGAUUCGUUCGACGACCUACCCACCUCGAUUAUCGUGACGAACAUCCACUCGGAGGUGUUUGCCAAUCCGGAGCUGAAGCACUCCAUGGAGGAGCUAUUCCGCACGUUCAGCGAAUCGGCCACGUUCCAAUGGCUGCGCAGCUUCCGCCGCCUGCGGGUGAACUAUGACAAUGCCAUUGCGGCGGCCAAUGCGCGGAUCAAGCUGCAUCAGUACGAGUUCAACAAGAGAACGGUGAUCACCUGCUACUUCGCCCAGCCGGUGACACCGGUGAGCAACAAGAACCUGCAGCCGCCGGCGCCGGUCAAACAGUUCCUCAUCUCACCGCCCGCCUCUCCGCCAGCCGGCUGGGAGCCGCGCGAGGAGGGCGAACCGCUGGUCAACCACGACCUUCUGGCCGCCCUGGCCAGCCUCACGCCUGGCGAAUCGCACGAACUGCAUCCCCAGAGCGAGGACCAGCCGGCCAUUAUUGUGCACACGGCCAUGCUGGCGGAGACAGGGCCAGGUCUCCAGGUCAAGGCGCCCAUCGUCCAGACCAAGUGCCCGGAACGGGCAUAAUCAUCAGGUGGAGACGACGACGACCAGGCUGAAGCUGAAAACUUGAGUUGUAAAUCCAAAUCGAACAAGGACAACGGGUUGGGACUCGUGCUUUGCGGAUGGUUGGGACUUGGAUGGAGUAUUUUUUGUAAAUAUUUUCCGAAUUAAUUGUGAUUAAUUUACAUACACAUAUAUUUAGCUACGUUCAUAUGUUUGUAUUACUAGGCACUCGAACACCCAUACCCGACAUACUUUCCCACCCCUCCUUUCAAGUGUAGCAUUUACCCCAAUUGGCUUCUGAUACAAGUUCUUUGGCUAGCAACCGCAUCUAGAUGUGUUUAUCUCUCGAUUUGAGUGUGUCUAUGUGUAAGAAUAUUGAUGUUAAGCCAUCGCGACUACCUGCUAACAAUAUCUCUAUCUCUGUGUACCUUUGACUGGAAAUCGCUGACAAAGGCGCUACCGAGAACCGCGAUCCGGAAACCAAAAACCGAAAUCCCAGAUAUAAAGCUACUAUAUCUAUGUAAAUGUUAAUGUAAUUCUAAGCCAGCGAAAUGGUGUAACGAUAUCGCAUCAGAUAUCGCCAAGCAUACGUAUAUAAAUCUAUAUGCCUACGUGUAGUUAAAAUUUAAAUUGAAAAUAUAUUCAAA
Molecule: messenger RNA, 1840 nt
Organism: Drosophila subpulchrella
Lineage: Eukaryota; Metazoa; Arthropoda; Insecta; Diptera; Drosophilidae
Gene: sra
Product: protein sarah
Exons: 2
Coding region: 333-1214 (293 amino acids)
Biological process (GO): calcium-mediated signaling
Cellular component (GO): cytoplasm; nucleus
Molecular function (GO): calcium-dependent protein serine/threonine phosphatase regulator activity; nucleic acid binding
Source: RefSeq, a predicted model, not a curated record